Messenger RNA from Carya illinoinensis, 559 nucleotides. Its product is annotated as auxin transporter-like protein 2. NCBI's taxonomy places the organism in Eukaryota, Viridiplantae, Streptophyta, Magnoliopsida, Fagales, Juglandaceae. The transcript is spliced from 4 exons. The record is from RefSeq and is a predicted model, not a curated record. The coding region runs from base 1 to 522 and encodes 173 amino acids. Gene Ontology annotation, cellular component: plasma membrane.
AUGUUACCUCAGAAACAAGCGGAGGAGGCCAUGGUCUCGAGCUUCAACUUGACUGAGCGUGAUGACAGAGAGGAAGAGAAGGUGGCUCACGUUCUGUUAACGCUGCCAUACUCUUUCUCUCAAAUGGGUAUGCUUUCAGGGAUUAUACUGCAGGUCUUUUUUGGUCUGCUUGGAAGCUGGACUGCUUAUCUUAUCAGUAUUCUAUACGUCGAGUACCGAAGCCGAAAGGAGAAAGAGAAUGCCAGCUUGAAGAACCAUGUCAUCCAGUGGUUUGAAGUGCUCUAUGGUUUACUUGGCCUGUACUGGAAAGCCGUUGGGUUGGCCUUCAACUGUACCUUCCUCCUCUUUGGAUCUGUUAUCCAGCUCAUAGCUUGUGCAAGUAAUAUAUACUACAUAGACGACCAUUUGGACAAGAGAACAUGGACAUAUAUCUUUGGAACUUGCUGUGCCACCACUGUGUUCAUACCCUCAUUCCACAACUACAGGAUUUGGUCCUUCCUUGGGCUGGGAAUGACCACCUAAACUGCUUGGUAUUUGACCAUUGGAGCCGUUGUUAAUG